UUUCUGUAUUGAAAGCCCAGCAUUUAAAAGCAUUGCUCGGAAUGAUCGAAGUCAGUGUUGAGUCAGCCACAAUUCGAGCAGCAACUAAUAUCUUGGAUAACGCGAUUGUGUUUAAGCGUGUAGAACUGGCAAAAUAUCUAUACGUACACAAAACAACCAUGAGAGUUGUGGUAUUUAUUUCAUUGUUCGCAGCCAUUGCUAUUGCUCUUCCACAGCAAUAUUACCGACAAAAUGGCCAGCAUCAGCAGCAGGGACAUCGGGUCCCCAUCAGCAGGCAGCAGUGGGCAGCUCUGAACCCAUACGGCACUCCGUCAACUCAUUAUGGGAAUAAUCCACACAUUCAGAAGCAAUGGGAGAGCUUGUACAUACACCUGCCAUUUCUGAGGGGUCCUCCUGGUUAUCCUGGAACUAAGGGUGAAACUGGAGCGACUGGAGCUCCUGGUCAUCCGGGCGCACCCGGAGAAAAAGGCAAACAUGGCAAUCAUGGUGCACCUGGAGAGAAAGGUGAAAAGGGCGACACGGGAGAAAAAGGAGAAAGUGGCGACGAUGGCAGCAAAGGUGAGAAAGGAGAACCUGGUCGGGAUGGACUCAAUGGAGCCCCUGGAAAGAUUGGAUAUCCCGGUUUUCCUGGACCCCAAGGGCCUAAAGGCAACACGGGAGAACCUGGUUACGUUAUCCCUUCUAAAAUCCCUGGACCUCCUGGUUUUCCCGGAACCCCUGGAAAAGACGGUGCUCCAGGUUAUCCCGGUAGUCCAGGACCUAUCGGCCCACCUGGCGCAACCGGAGAAAAAGGCUCUCCCGGUGAAAGCGGUCCAAAGGGAGAAGACGGAGAUGAUGGUAAAGAUGGGUCACCAGGUAAAGAUGGAGCACCCAGUUUUGUGGCGGGACCUCCAGGACCACCCGGUCUUACUAUUCAUGGUAAAGAUGGAUUUCCCGGCGCUGAUGGUAUGCCUGGAAAGGAUGGACGUCCUGGUGAACAUGGCGAAAAAGGUGACACUGGAGAGAAAGGUCCAGCAGGAAAAGAUGGGCUUGCUGGAAUUCCAGGCACUCCCGGCUUUCCCGGCCCAAUGGGACCUCCCGGUCGGCAAGGAUAUCCUGGCUUUCCAGGUCCCGUAGGGCCAGCAGGAUCGACAGGUAGAACCGGCCAGCCCGGAUAUCCAGGUCCAUCUGGUUUUCCCGGUUUUCCUGGUCAUCCCGGUUCUGCAGGAGCUCCUGGUUUCCCUGGAAUCUCCUAUCACUCUUUCGGUCCUUACUUUACGAUUCCCGAUAGCGUUUGGGGCUCGAGCUACGAUUCGUCAGACUCAUUUUGGAAAAAUUAUAAUAGGCGCGCUUCCAGAUAUUAGGCAGAACACGGCCGUGUAUGUGGGCAAAGUAGAAAUAUCGUCUUUUUCAUCCGUGGUUUUCUUUCUUUCAUAAAAUAUCAAUUAUAUAUCGUAAAAAGUUUAAGGAGAUGUCUGUAGGCCCCUACUCUGUAUUGAGAGCCUUGCUUAAUUGUAGCGCUGAAUGUGAAUAAAUGUUGGAGCUGAAUAGCGAUCCCACUCGAAUCAAUUCGAGGUAUUUCACGCAAUCUGAGUUGAAUAAUUUUUUUCAAAAUACAAUUCGAGUUGAAUUUGAAUUGAUUUGAAUUGACAAAAACUCAAUUCGAAUCAAUUCGAAUGGAAUUCGAAUCGAUUCGAAUGAAAUCAAGAAAAAAUUUUAAAAAAAUUUCUUUUAUUAGGCAAGAAAUAUUACACUAAAACAUCCAUAAUUUUAACUGUUUUAAGUAAUUGCAGUAGAAUAUCACUUAAAUCGACUGGAUUUAGUUAUAAUUCAAUAAUAAUAGAAUAUUUGUCCAUUUGAAAGUACCCAAACAAUAUCCAUCACCUUCGUUUAUCGAUACGAAGAGGUAGCACAUCUAGCGGUCGAAAUUGAAACUAAAAAUAUUCAAACUUUGCAAAAAUUUUGUCAAAUUUGACACGAAUUGACCCAAAUAUUCGUGAAUAUUCACAAUGAAUAUUCAUGAAUCGGGAAAUGAAUAUUCAGGUAAAUUUUCAUGAAUAUUUACCCAAAAAUAUCACAAUUCAAAUGAAUAUGAAUUUUGAUUUUUCCAAUUCGAGUUGAACUGAAUAUUCGAAAAAUCUCAAAAAACGCAAUUCAAGUUGAAUCGAUUCGAAUCAAUUCGAAUCGAUUCGAAUCAAAUGCAAUUCGGGUGGGAUCGCUAGAGCUGAAUAUAAGCCUAAUACAGUUAAUUACAUGGUA
This is a messenger RNA of Daphnia pulex (common water flea), 2238 nucleotides long. Its product is annotated as collagen alpha-5(IV) chain-like. Bases 42 to 1343 code for a protein of 433 amino acids. The record is from RefSeq and is a predicted model, not a curated record. NCBI's taxonomy places the organism in Eukaryota, Metazoa, Arthropoda, Branchiopoda, Diplostraca, Daphniidae. The transcript has 4 exons.